AUGGGCCUGGACGACCGGGGCAUCGACAGAGGAAAGUGCCGAGUCGAAGAAUGCGACUGCACAGAAUUUGUGGCAUCAGAUGCCAUGAGUUGUGGAUACUGUGGUGAUCCACCAGCAAAACACCAAAACUUACAACAACACGUAUCUAGCAGUACUGCCAGUAGCUCUACCCAAAAUGUCACUCUCAGCUCUAAUAUCGUUGAGGCUAAACAGUCUGGUGGAGCAACAAAGUUAAGUACAACUAUCGAGCCAUGGAUGAACAAAAAAUUUGGCUAUAUCUCUGAUCCGAAAAGAAAAACUGGACAAUUUUACAAUACCGUUUUGAAGUCGUUGUACGAAUCUUUUUGGCCAUAUUGUGGUAAUAUCACCAUUUUUCACAACACAUUUAUUGUUGAAAGGAACCGACAAUUAAAAUACAGUUCAAACUUUGGAAAUUUUCAGUCAAAGUUGGCAUAUUUCAAAAGUGAAAAUGAAGCAUGUGCAGGAAAAUACUUAAAGGAGGAUUACUUUCCCUUACCACAUGAUGUAGAUAAUUUAGAAAGAUUAAUCGACAAUGCCUCAAAACUAGAACAAAAAGUUGUAACUGAAAUAGAAAAAAUAAGUAAAGAUGAUGAUUCAUUGUUUUGUCAGAAUGGAAGACUAAAAUCAGGAAGGCAAAGUCAACACAAUUUCAACGAAGACACAAUACACAAGAUGAACAUUUUCAUUGCAGAUGAGAUAAAGCCGUUUAAUAAGACACUUGUUGAACUAAAACAAAAGUGUAAAGUAACUAGUUGGAACAAGAGAGGGAAAAAAAGAACUGAUAAACAAAGAAAACGAGAGAACAAGUGGAAAGUUGAAGCAAGAUCAAAGUGCAGGAAGUUAAAUAGAUGCAAAGAGAUCUAUGAACUAUUUGGUGGUCAUCUCAUGUCAGAAUGUUUCACUCCUGAAAUGGGGGCGUAUCAGAUUACCGAAAUAGAAGAUACAUGUACAUUUAUCGAAAACAUUUUUUCAGAUACCCUUAGUGAAUUUGACAAGUGUUGUUUGGCCGACAUGGUGAAAGAGGGUUGUUUCCGAGAGCUGGCCCUUGAAUUUAUUGAACAGUAUUUGUACCAAUAGUCCAAUAUUAUAAUGUGACACAGUUUAGUGAGAAUUGUUAUUGUUUAUAUGAGUUUACUUUAUACAUGUAUCUAGUCAGUCUACUUUCAAAUUAUUUUUACCUCAUCUUCAUAUUUUAUUGAUGGUUAAGCCUUUUGUUAUUAUUAUUAAUUUGAUGGUUAAGCUUUUUGUUAUUUUUAUUUUUUUCUCUGUUCUUUUACAUAAAUACAUUUUACACAUAAGUGCUUGUAGGAUUUCAGAUUGUGCCAAUAGAUUCAUCAUAUUUUGUUGAUUUUAUUUUACGUCAUACAUUGUUCUCGCUAUUCUGUCUUCCCAUAAAAUGGAGUUAUCUCUCAUUUGCACAGUUAUCUACUCUUUAGAGAAGGAAUUUUAAUAUAUAUUACAUGUACAAAAAUUUUGGCUUUUCUGCAAAUAUUUUUUCAUAUUAAACACACAAAUAUCAUCAUGAUCCUGGUCUCAGAUAAAAAAAAACAUUUUUCUGUGACAUGGCAUAAGAUUUGUUGUUCUGAUGGGAUCAUUAGGUCGCCCAAUUAAUUAAUUAGUAAAAAAUAAAAGUGAUGUUUAAUAGAAAAAUACCUUCUGUCAGGAAAGACAACUCUGGUAAAUGGGAGACAACUCUGCUUUAUGGGAGGACAGAUUUAUAUAUUUGACAAUCAUGCUUUUUUGUGCAGAAACACUAUCCAUGAAUUCGUUUUUUUACAUUUGUUAAACAGUUAUACAUGUCAAAUAUCUAAUCAAAUUUUUACAUAUUUUUUUUAUUCUAUAUCAAAGUAUUUUUUCAUGUUUAUUCUGUAUCAAAAUUUUUUUUUGUUGCCUUCACUGUUCUUAAAAUCUUGUAAAUGAAUUUGCUAUGUUGUAACUGUUAAAUUCACAUUGCUAGAUGUUCAUGAUGUUAUUUUUGUUUGUUAUAGAUUUAUCAAAUAAAUUUUUUUUCAUAUACA
This is a messenger RNA of Mytilus californianus (California mussel), 2039 nucleotides long. RefSeq lists its product as uncharacterized. NCBI's taxonomy places the organism in Eukaryota, Metazoa, Mollusca, Bivalvia, Mytilida, Mytilidae. Bases 1 to 1098 code for a protein of 365 amino acids. The record is from RefSeq and is a predicted model, not a curated record. The transcript is spliced from 2 exons.